AAAUUUAAUAAGAAUUUUGAUUUAAAUUUAUAUUUUCUUAUAUAAAACGUUUUUAUUCAGUAUUAAGAUCUGGCUUGAUUAAUAAUAGUCAUAAAUUUUAAUAGCAAAUUACUAAUAUACUCUGAAAGGUAAAAUGGAAAUGUCACCCCUCCGGUAAUUGAUAUGAUUUCUUUUCAGAUACUAGAAAAUAGUAGAAUCCCCUAUUCAAUUAUGAAGCAAGAUACGUGGUGGGAAAUUCAUAUUUGAUCUGACUAAACUCUGGUUUAUUAAAUACAAUUUAAAUAAUGGAUGACAAUGUGCACCUUAUUUUCAAAGUGAGCUUAAGUGUGACAAAAAUAAAGUUUGAGUAUGAAAUCAUUUCUCAUCCUUAUUCUGGAAGGGUUAUGCACAACUUCCAGCAAAAGUGCUGACAACUCUCUCCGUGUAAUAUUAUAUACUCGUGAGGAAGAGACAGGAAGUAAAAAUGUAGAACAUAUUUUACUUGAUUGGCUAUAAACUCCCAUGCUUCUCCAAGCGCUGAAAAUGGGCUUUCUUGAUACACUUCGGUAAUACAUCCUUUGUAUCUGAUGAAAAUGCAGAUGAGCAUCAUAAACUAUUGUGACUUGAAAGGACUGAUCUCACAGUGGAGCCUGCCUCCAUCUGCUUUCACCUCUAAAGCAGGGUUGCUGGUGUUGUUGGUUGGUUGGUUUUUGGGUUUUGGUCCCUACAAUCACCACUGAAUUCAUAGGUUAAAAUUCAGGAAUUCCACAUGCCAGUCUAGUCCCUUGUUUUUGUAAUUGUUGUUGUUUGUCUGCUUAUUUCUUAUACUGUAUUAGUGUCAUUUAUGUAUGCUUGCAUUAGCUUAGGCCUUCUACUACUGAUGCUAAUUAUUCCACAUUAUGUUUUCAUAAGUGCCUUUGUAAAGUUGGAAUAUACACAUGUGAGGAGAGGAGGGAAAAGAGAAAAUAUUAUUGACAGGGCUUUCAAAAAUCUCAAAUUAAAUCAAUGGCUGUAGGCUUAUUUUUUCAAAGCUACCUUCUACCUUUUUUUCUGCAUUUACAGAAGAGUCAAAUGAGGCCAUCUGUAACAAUAGGCUCCAGUUAAAUAUCAGACACUUGCUGAAAGUCAUUGCUUCAGGGUUGAAACAAACAAGCAGGAAUUUUGUAAAGGACAGCAAAGCUGUGGAAAUUUAGUCCCCUGCUUUGUGAUAGUUUCAUUCUUGGGAAUAGAUAAAGUCUUCAGAACAUUAUUUUAUCCUUGAUGGAAGGUUGUGUUUCAUAAAGCUUUAUAAGGAUUACAGACUGAUUAUGUCUAGAGAGAUCAUGAAGAGGGGCAUCUACGUGAUGAUAUAAUAUGUAUUCAGUUGUCCUCUGCUCAUUUCUAGUUGUACAGCUUCACCAUCUUUACUACAAAGAAGCACAGAGAAGAGCUCAGAAUACUAUUAACAUAAUGUUCAAAGCAGCCAUCACCAUAGAGAAAGGUAGUGGAAUAAUUGUCACAUUUUCUAUUGUUUUGUAAUAGGGAUAUGAAGACAUAGAAGUAUAGUCAUAUUACUUAAUUCUCUGCUUCAGAUAUUGCACUCUGAUAUAUGCUUGGAAUAAUAUAACUCCCAAAUAGUAAUAUUGUUAUACAUGCAGAGUGUUUCAAUGUUGUUCAGUCACGGUUUUCCUGAUGACUUAGAGGCAAGUGAAGCACAAAUGACAUCCUUUACACUGUGAACUGAACAAGGCCUGCAGAUGUCCACAGACAAGGAUAAUUGAUUCAUCCAGUGGUUUACUGAAGCAUAACUUAAGAAGAAUAAAUACUCAUCAUUCACUUUUCCUACUGCAACUUGUAUUCUUACACUGAACAUCACUUUCCAUAUUUAAUUUAAUGUGCUUUAUGGAACUAGUUGGCACCAUUUAGAUAGAGUUUAAAUGACUUACAUUUAACAAAACAAUGGAUCCAACCAAAAUACAAUACACAUUUUACACGUGUAAACACCUUUAUAUUUUUAAAAUAACUCUGAAUAUGUAUUGGAAUUCUGCUUUGAAGUAAUUUUCUAGUUUUACAAAUGAAUAGGUUUCGUAUAGAAGAAAAAAGAUACAUCCCUUUGAAGGGAAAGAGCUCUGUUUCAUAUAGGCCAUAAUGCUAAGUAUAUACAGUAAUGCUAAAUAUAGAAAUGUAUAUUUUCUUAUAAGUAUAGCUCACCUGAUAAGGAUUUUUGUUACGGUUAGUAAAGUUGGGAAGAUAAUCAAAUGACAGAGACUGUCUGAGUUAACACUUGGUUAAACUUAAUUAAACUAUCAUAUUUCUCAAACAAAAUUGUUACAUAUGAACAAAUACAUGUAUAUCAAAACGUAUUAUGAUCUUUGAAUGAUACAAGUUAUAAUUGUGAAUAAAAUAAAGUAAACAAUUAUGAGAAAAGUGGCAGUCCUUCCAGUCUUCAUCUGUGUACAAAUCUAAAACCUGACUGGAGAGAGCUGGUCUGCAAGGAGCACUUUACCUCCUAAAUGCACAGCCCACUGGUCGGACCCCACUUUCUCUCCACUGAGUGUCUAAAGAGAAACCCACCAGGAGUGCAGUCCUGGGCAUAUACACAAAAGAUUCUCCAGCAUAUAACAGGGACACAUGCUCCAUUGGGUUCAUAGCCAACUUUUUUAUAACAACUAGAAGCUGGAAAGAACCCAGAUGCCCUGAACAGAGGAAUGGAUACAGAAAAUGUGGUACACUUAUACAAUGGAAUACUACUCAGCUAUUAAAAACAAUAACUUCAUGAAUUCCUUGGCAAAUAAAGAGAAUUAGAAAAUAUCAUCCUGAGUAAGGUAACACACAAAAAAGAUUACACACACAAAAAACAAAACACACAUGGCACGAACUCACUGAUAAAUAGAUAUUGGCCCAAAAGUUUGAAUGACCCAAGAUACAAUCCACAGACCACAUGAAGCUCAAGAAGAAGGACAACCAAAGUGUGAAUGCUUCAGUCCCUCCUAAAAGAGGGAACUAAAAUAUUCAUAGGAGGAGAUAUGAAGACAAAGUUUGGAGCACAGACUGAAGGAAUGGCCAUUCAGAGCCUGCCCCACCUGGGGAUCCAACCCAUAUGCAUACAGCCACCAAACCCAGACAGUAUUGCUGAUGCCAAGAAGUGAAUGCUGACAGGAGCCUAAUAUAACUAUCUCCUGAGAGACUCUACCAGAGCAUGACAAAUACAGAGGCAAAUGUUAGCAGCAAACCAUUGAACUGAGAAUGGUGUCCCCACUGGAGGAGUUAAAGAAAGGAUUGAAGGAGCUGAAGGAGCUUGCAACCCCACAGAACAACAAUACCAAUCAACCAGAGCUCCCAAGGACUAAACCAGUACCCAAAGUGUACAUAUGGACAGACCCAUGGCUCCAGCUGCACAUGUAGCAGAGGAAGGCCUUGUUGGACACCAAUGGGAGGAGAAGUUCCUGGUACUGCCAAGGCUGGACCCCUCAGUGUAGGGGAAUAUCAAGGUGGGGAGGCAGGAAGGUGUGAGUGGUUGGGUGGGUGAACACCCUUACAAAAGAAGGGGAGGGGGAAUGGGACAGGAGUGUUAUGGAAAAGAAACCUGGAAAGGGGAUAGCAUUUGAAAUGCAAAUUAAAAAGUAUCCAAUGAAAGAAAGUAAAGAAAACAUCAUCCUGAGUGAUGUAACCCAGUCACAAAAGAACACACAUGGUAUGUACUCACUGAUAAGUGGAUCUUAGCCCCAAAACUUGGAAUACCUAAAAAUAAAAAUUCACAGAUCAUAUGAAACUCAAGUAAGAAGACCAAAAUGUGAAUGCUUCAGUCCUUCCUAGAAGGAAGAGCAAAAUACUCACAGGAGGAAAUACAGGGAAAAGAGUGGAGCAGGGAAAGGUCAUCCAGAGACUGCCCCACCUGUGAGUCCAUCCCAUAAGCUGUUGCCAAACCCAGUCACUACUGCUGAUGCCAAGAAGUGCUUGCUGACAGGAGUCAGAUAUGAAUGUCUUCUGAGAUGCUCUUCCUGAGUCUUUUGAUACUGAUGAGAAUGCUUGCAGCUAACCAUUCGACUGAACUCUGGGACACUAAUGGAGGAGUUAGAGAAAGGACUGAAGGAGCUGAAGGGGUUUGUAACUCCAUAGGAAGAACAACAAUAUCAACCAAACAGACCCCACCAGAGCUCCCAGGGACUAAACCACCAACCAAUGAGUAUCCAUGGAGGAACCCAUGACUCCAGCCACUUAAGUAGCAAAGGAUGGCAUUGUCGAGCAUCAAUAAGAGGAAAAGCCCUUGGUCCUGUGAAGGCUUGGUUCCCCAGUGUAGGGGAAUGCCAGGGUGUUGAGGUUGAGUGGGUGGGUAGGAAUGGGAGCAUCCUCAUAGACUCUGGGAGAGGGGGAAGGUAGUAUGGGAGAGGUUGGGAAAGGGGAUGACAUUUGAAAUGUAAAUGCAUAAAACAUCCAAAAAAAAUAAAAUUAAAAAGAAAAGUUCCAGAGAAUAUUACCAGAAAAAAUGCAUAUGACUAACAAGGCAAAGAAACCCCAUUUCAUUAUGCUUGGAAGGGAUGAGGCCUGAAAGGAACCUUGAGAUUUUGUUAGUGACCAGCUUAACAGAAAUCUGAAAGAUUAAUUAUUCAAUAAAACUGGACUCCACUCCAAGCUUGCUGGAACUUGCCUUGCAGCAUUUUAAAACGUUCAGAUACACAUGCCCAUUGAACUGGUAAGCAUUUUCUGGAACCGAGAUCCAAUAGUUAUCAAGCGUCAUCAGGCAGAAAUAAUGUGUUAAGUAGAUUUUUUCCUGCUUUAUUAAGAAUAAAAUUCAUUAGAAAAGGAAGAGUACUUUUGAUCAAUAAUGGGAAUCCUUUAAGUAAAUUACCUAACAAUAUAUAUCUGGGACAGAAUGUUAAAUAUUUAGUUUCAGCAAAAUGUAUUUUAAAUAGAGAAAAUCAAGGUAAAAACACUAAUAAGUUGAGGUGUGUUUUUUUCAGCCCUACCUUCUAGGACUUCUGUCAUGAAUGGACAUUGAAUUUUCUCCAAAGGUCAUUUCUGCCUCCACUGGGAUUGGAGGUCAGAUCAGUUGUACGCACAAAGCCACUUUGGAUCUGUCUCCAAAACGGGAACUCCCUUCACAGAAUGCCACAACAAGGUUGAAGCAACAGUCCGUCUGUGGCGAAUACAACUGUCUAGAACUUCUGAGCGUACCAAGGGUGACAAUAGCUUUUAUACAGGACAGAUUAUGUCAGCUUCUUUCUUAAGGAGAGGAUGUUUAAAUUUUAUCAAAUGAAAUAUAUUUUUCAAAUAUUGGAUAAAAUGAGAUGCUUGCGAAAACGUUCUACAGUGUCAUUCUUGGGAGUCCUUGUUGUUUUUCUUCUAUUCAUGAAUGUGUUCAUUGAAGAUAGCUAUGUUCUGGAAGGCGACAAGCAACUUAUAAGGGAAACAUCAACACAUCAACUUAAUUCUGAACGCUAUGUUCAUACCUUCAAGGAUUUAUCAAACUUCUCAGGAACUAUAAAUGUCACCUAUCGCUACCUGGCUGCCACACCUUUACAGAGAAAGCGAUAUCUCACAAUUGGACUUUCAUCAGUAAAACGGAAAAAAGGAAAUUAUUUACUUGAGACAAUCAAGUCAAUUUUUGAACAGUCCAGCUAUGAAGAACUAAAAGAAAUUUCAGUUGUAGUGCAUCUAGCAGACUUUAAUUCAUCAUGGCGUGAUGCCAUGGUCCAAGAUAUUACACAGAAAUUUGCCCAUCAUAUUAUUGCAGGAAGAUUAAUGGUUAUACAUGCUCCUGAAGAAUAUUAUCCAGUUCUGGAUGGUCUUAAAAGAAAUUACAAUGACCCAGAAGAUAGAGUCAGAUUUCGCUCCAAGCAAAAUGUAGAUUAUGCUUUUCUGCUAAAUUUCUGUGCCAAUACUUCUGACUAUUAUGUAAUGCUUGAAGAUGAUGUCCGGUGUUCCAGAAAUUUCUUAACUGCCAUCAAGAAAGUUAUCGCAUCCUUAGAAGGAACAUACUGGGUAACUCUUGAGUUCUCUAAACUUGGCUACAUUGGAAAACUCUAUCAUUCUCAUGAUCUCCCACGUCUGGCCCAUUUCUUAUUAAUGUUUUAUCAAGAAAUGCCUUGUGACUGGCUAUUGACUCAUUUCCGAGGGCUGCUGGCUCAGAAAAAUGUGAUUCGAUUUAAACCUUCUCUCUUUCAGCACAUGGGGUAUUAUUCAUCCUAUAAAGGAACGGAGAAUAAACUGAAGGAUGAUGACUUUGAAGAGGAGUCAUUUGACAUCCCUGAUAACCCACCAGCAAGUCUCUACACCAACAUGAAUGUCUUUGAAAAUUACGAAGCAAGCAAGGCUUACAGUAGUGUUGAUGAGUACUUUUGGGGAAAGCCACCUUCAACGGGGGAUACGUUUGUUAUUGUAUUUGAGAAUCCUAUUAAAAUUAAAAAAAUUAAGGUGAAUACUGGAACAGAAGACCGGCAGAAUGACAUUUUGCAUCACGGAGCCCUAGAUGUUGGGGAAAAACUCAUUUUUAGCAAACAAAUAAGACAAUGUGAAACUUACUUAAGACUAGGGGAAUUCAAAAAUGGAAACUUUGAAAUGUCAGAUGUGAAUCAAAAAAUUCCCUUUGACAUACAUUGCAUGAGGAUAUGUGUCACCAAAACUCAGAAAGAAUGGUUGAUAAUUAGGAGCAUCAGCAUUUGGACUUCCUAGCCAAGUAAAUCAGUAGAUUGAGUUUCUGAAACAGGUCUUCCUGUUUCAAUUUUUGCUAUUCCCUCUUUUGCUACUUUUGUCUUUUGGAGGGUAACUAAUUGGUGUGCUGUGGCACAAGAACGUUGAGUCAUCUCAGCAGUUUUGAUUGUAGUUUUACUAAGCACAUCUUUGUAAUUAAUUUCACGUUUCAGGCUGAAUAUCAUUCUGUAGUUAAAACUGAUUUCACUCAUUCAUUUAAAUGUUCAUAGUUCCAAAUUUCAACUCAUUGUGCAAAGAGUUGAUAAUUUAUUUUAUGUUUAGAAAGAUUCUUAGUAAGAAUAUAUGAGAAUAUGCAGAUUGGUUGCCAUCAUAAAAUGGGAUACUUUUUCUUAUAAAUUUAGGCUUUCACUGACUGAUGUAUUUCUACAAUUAAUACCUCCUCAUGGAAGUGGUGUCUUUACAACAGAUUAGUUGUGUAAGUAGAGCUUUGAAAAAACAGACUUAAAAGUCAUCAUUCCUUUGGUUAUUUCUAUGAAAAGGAACAUUGCUCAUUGUUUUAAAACAUUUAAUUGAGCACAUGUUAAUACAAUUCCCAUGAGAAUAAGUCUAUUUCUAAUUUCCCUUUUGAAAAUAUAUAGUUAAGCUCAAUAUUUUAAGGUUAUAUUGGAUAUCUGUAAUUAAUAGAGGAAGAGAGAUGGCUUACCGUUAGUUCAUUCAUACAUUUUCAGUAUAUGUAGAAAAAACUGAAAUUGAUGUUUUUACUUUUUGUAUUAAAACUCAUGUGAUUAAAAUUGUUGUAAUUUAUCAUAUUUGGGGAAGAUUAAAUGGCUGUCUUAUGUGGGAGAAAAGUAAAAUUUAAAGUAAC
Molecule: messenger RNA, 7474 nt
Organism: Rattus norvegicus (Norway rat)
Lineage: Eukaryota; Metazoa; Chordata; Mammalia; Rodentia; Muridae
Source: RefSeq, a predicted model, not a curated record